Bolinopsis microptera is the source of this 3149-nucleotide messenger RNA. RefSeq lists its product as uncharacterized. The record is from RefSeq and is a predicted model, not a curated record. NCBI's taxonomy places the organism in Eukaryota, Metazoa, Ctenophora, Tentaculata, Lobata, Bolinopsidae. The transcript is spliced from 5 exons. The coding region runs from base 2186 to 2734 and encodes 182 amino acids.
AAUGGCCAGAUUUAUCAAUUUCUAUCCAUUUUAUUUCAUUGCCAUAACAGAUAAAGUAAUCUUGUCACACAAAUAAGAGAAGGUCCACACUUCGACAGAAACAUUGUGGACUAGCUAUUGAGUAUUGUAAAUUUAAGCUUUCAAAUGAAAGUGAAACGUUUUUCAAGUAAUAUACAGAUUUUCAUUGUUUCUUUGAGUGUACUAAUUCGUGAGUCGAUGUCAAAAAGUUUUCAAUCCACUAUGCUCGAUUAGAGUGGUAGAUCGAAAGACAAAGCACUUUUCCAAUAAAAAAGAAGCUACAGACUUCAACAUUACAAACCAGCUAUUGUAAAUUUAUACUUCUAAACUGAAAGCGAAACAUGUUUCAAGUAAUAUGCUGAUUUUCAGUGUUUCUUUGAACCUCGUAAUUCGUGAAUUCGUUCGAAAAGUUUUCUAUCCACUAUGCUCGAUUAGAGUGGUAGAUCGAAAGACUCUGAACUUUUCCAAUAACAAAAGAAGCUACAGACUUCAACAGAAACACUUAAAUCACUACGGACCAGGUAUGUCAUAUUGUAAGUUUAAGCUUUCAAAUAAAAGCGUAACGCUUUUAAGUAAUAUACAGGUUUUUAACUGCUUCUUUGAGGUUCGUGCCUACUUAUUCGUGAAUAAGGAGUACCAGAGAAAGGUUGCAACUGCAGAGAUCGUGCUAGCUGCCUCCUGGAAGGACAAUAUCUUGUAAGAUGAUUUAUCAACCAGGAGGACAACGUGCAAAUAGUGUUGAAGUAACUGAGAAGAAAUUGAGUUUCGGACAUUGUCAGAGUGUUAAAAACUCAAAAUAUCGACUGAGUAAUGAGUAUCGAACUGACUAUCUGGAAACUCAGGGAGUGUGAUAAUGUGAUAUUAAAAAUUUAAAAGUACUCAAAAUCUAGCACGUUGUUUCAAUGUGAGUUAUUAAUAUUAUUUACCUAUUUUGAAACAUAUUUGAAUAAAUUGUAGAAGUGCUAUGGCUUAAAUUCUACCUCUGCAGGGUAUAUCAUUAGCAAUCAACUAACAGCAUCCAUGUACAGGGUAAACUAAAACUGAGUCGUUUUUUAACCGAUGCUUCCCUGACUCUAAUCUAGUAAACCUAGUCUCGGACUAAUAUAGAGGUUGCGUAUCGGCGGUGGAGGUAGACACAUAUUUGGUCGCUUAGGGUUAGGGUUAGGGUUAGGGUUAGGGUUAGGGUUAGGGUUAGGGUUAGGGGUCCGGGACUCUACGGCGUAAGACUCUACGACGUAAGACUCUAAACCUAACCCUAACCCGCCGUAGAGUCUCACGCUGUAGAGUCUUACGCCGUCCGGACCCCGGUGCACCUUGAUCAUGGCGAACUUUCCCAAUAUCUGCUGACUUCAGUCGGGUAUUAUAAUAGUGUUACUUAAAGUAAUAAUUUACCAAACAAGUUCCUCUAUUUCGGGUUAAAUUCAUCAUUCAAUUAAAUUUCAUGAAAGUUUAUGUUACAAUAACUUAGAUUUCGAGAAGCACUCAGCAUUGGGUCAAGAUAUAUUUAUUAUUUCUAACGAAUCUUAUGCUCAUGACGAUUGUUCUUUGUCGUGAAACUUUCAGUAGACGAAGUUCGUUGUUUUACUUCGUUAGAAUUUGAAUUAAGCAGAGCAUUAGUUGAAGAAGAACCGCACCGAUAGAUUUUAACAUAAUACAAUAUAAUAUAUUGUGUAUCAAAUAUGUAAGAGCAUAUUGUAGAUGCGGAGUGUAAAAGUAAAUAGUCCUUAGCUGGCGAAUCUAUUGUCUAUUUGUCUCAUAUUAUAUGGAACGUUUGUUCAAACUGUGAAAUUAAAUUUCAGUUUCUCUUUGAAUAAAGUAAUUCAAGAGUCCGCAAUUUGACUGUCCUCAUGGAAAUGAUUCCUAGUCACAAUACUGAAUAAUAUGCACACUGCAUAGCAUAAAGAAAGAAAAUGUAAACAUAUAGAAAGAGAAUGUAAACUUUACCGACUACAAAAAAGCAAAGUGCUCAAACAGAAACAUUUGGAACCUGCUAAUGUGUAUCGCGAACAUGUUAAAACUUAACAAGGAGCAAUUUUUGUAGCUGAUGUUUAUUGAUUCCAGUUUGUCGGUGGAUGGUUUUAACAACUUCGAUAUUAUGAUUUUAUUGUAGAUAAGAAAUAAUACGACUCUUAAUUAAUUAGCUAAACGUCAAACUCAAAGCAGAAGAAUGAAGGUUUUCUUGAUCCUGAUGGGAGUCUUCUCAGUUGUCUCGGCGGCAGUCAAAAAGUGCAAUGGUGUUGAUGGCGUCACUCCCGAGGACUGCGCGACCGAAGAUGUCGCAUGUACAUCUCCAAAGUUUGCAGAGUACGGAGGUCUGAGUACUCAAGCGUACGGGUGUGGAGAGUGCCCUGCUAACAGUGCUACGACAUGUGCCCAAUGCGUUGCCACAGCAGACACCGGAUGUAACACAAAAGUGGCACUAACGGGGAAGCUUACAUUUCUGUGUUACAAAUACGAAUAUACUGCAUCAAAAUGGAAAAAAGUAGCAGCUCCAGUGACUUGCCACGCUAACAGUGGUACCGCUGUCAAGUGCAACAGUCCUGGAAAGAGUGCAGACAGUACCUACACCGUGCCCCACAACGGCUGUGGACCUUGUGAUGCAACAGCGAAGACAGCAAAUAAAUGUUCGGACUGCACCACAGCCAAAUGCAAUUCUGCGUCAACUCUCGCGUUUGUUUUGGCGCCCCUCUUGGCAGUUAUCUUCCAUGCAUUCUAAAUAGCCCGAAACAGGAACAGUACAUUUGAAACUGCUUUCAUCUGUUAGUACUUUAUUUUAAAUUUCAAUUUGUCCGAAGGAAAAAACUUUUUUUCCCGACAGCUUCGAUGUUUUUGUUCGUUGGAUUUAAAAAAGCCAAUUUCUUGUUAAUAAUUUUUCAAUUUUUCUCAAGAAUGACAAAGGUUUACUUUUAAAAGACAUGUUUAGGGUAACAUGUACCUUAAAUACCUAUUCGAAUACCAUUUUUGUUUUAAAUUUACUCGCAUAUACCCUAAGCAGUUUAUAUUUAUCAACUGAUUAUGGAGUGAAUGAAAUUAGACGGCAAACUCUUCUAGAAAGAGCUUAAUAUUAGUCAUAACUAUUAAUCAUAUCUUUUAUUAUCAUUAUAUUUCCCAAAAAAUUCAGUUAAAAAUAA